AUGUCAGUCACUGUUACCGCGCAGAUCGUUGACGUCGCUAGCCUCAUCCCUAGCACAGUUUCCCCCGCCGAAGAAGAGAAACUCUUUCUGCCUGGGGUUUUUGAGCAGGUGGACGUUGCUGGUUUUGACCGCGACCACGACCACGAUUGGCCCCUCCCCCUUGAGAGCGAUGUUUUCCGAUCUAUGCUGUACCAAUUCACGAUCUUCUCGCACGGCUACGAUAUCUUUCGCAAGCAAGACUGGGUUGAAUUUACACAGAACCUGCAGCGCUUGCUCCGAUACCUGAUCAGUGGAGAGGCAAAGGCCGGCGGAAUCCGGGCUUGCUUGAAGGCGAACUCUAGCCUGGCAUGA
This is a messenger RNA of Aspergillus brunneoviolaceus CBS 621.78, 351 nucleotides long. RefSeq lists its product as uncharacterized. NCBI's taxonomy places the organism in Eukaryota, Fungi, Ascomycota, Eurotiomycetes, Eurotiales, Aspergillaceae. The coding region runs from base 1 to 351 and encodes 116 amino acids. The record is from RefSeq and is a predicted model, not a curated record. The transcript has 2 exons.